This is a messenger RNA of Diatraea saccharalis (sugarcane borer), 3222 nucleotides long. Lineage: Eukaryota; Metazoa; Arthropoda; Insecta; Lepidoptera; Crambidae. The record is from the annotation of a GenBank genome assembly.
AUGGGCCCGUUUUGGUAUAACGCUCUCUUUAGACCUCAGAAUCCUGACUAUGCUACUUACUGCACUCGGACCGGCCACGAAAGCGAUCUGCGUCGCAACGCAAUCGCGCGUAGAAAGUCUGUACACGUAAGAAGUGAAUUGGAAACAUCCUACAUUCGGUCAACCAGACAAAGGAUCGCUCUGCUUGUUCAACUGCAACCUCCGUCGGGAGCUCAACUUCAGUUUACUGUUCAUCGGAUGCUGAACUCCAGCGGAUUCACCAUUUGGUGCGCAACUCCAGCUGCCUUCCUAGCGGGUGCAAAGCUCCUGCCGCCUUCCAGGCAGCCUCCUACCCUUCGGAUGCGCUACUCUUGCUACCUACCCGACGGGUGCGCAACUCCUGCUACCUGGCGGGUACGCACCUCCUGCCGCCUGAACAUCGGGUGCACAAGCCUCACUGCCUGGUCAUCGGAUCAUGUUUCCUAUCCUUCGGGUGCGCAACUCCUGCCGCGUGUCUUAUCGGGUGCGCAACUCCUGCCGCGUGUCUUAUCGGGUGCGCCACUCCUGUCGCGUUUCUAUCUAUCGGGGGUGCCACUCCUGCCAUCUAUCGGGUGCGUAACUCCUGCCGCCUGCCCGUCGGGUACAACUCCUGCCGCCUGUCAGUUGGGUACAACUCCUGCCGCCUGUCAGUUGGGUACAACUCCUGCCGCCUGUCAGUUGGGUACAGCUUCUGCCGCCAGACAGUCGGGUGUGACUUCUGGCACCUGCUCAUCGGAUAUGACACCUGCCAUCUGCCCGUCGGGUGCGACUCCUGCUGCCGGCCCUUUGGGUGCGACUCCUGCCGCCUGCCAGUCGGGUGUGCAACUCUUGCCGCCUGCCCGUUGGGUGUGCAACUCCUGCCGCCUGCCCGUCGGGUGUGCAACUCCUGUCGCCUGCCCGUCGGGUGUGCAACUCCUGUCGCCUGCCCGUCGGGUAUGCAACGCCUGUCGCCUGCCCGUCGGGUGUGCAACGCCUGUCGCCUGCCCGUCGGGUGUGCAACUCCUGUCGCCUGCCCGUCGGGUGUGCAACUCCUGUCGCCUGCCCGUCGGGUAUGCAACGCCUGUCGCCUGCCCGUCGGGUGUGCAACGCCUGUCGCCUGCCCGUCGGGUGUGCAACUCCUGUCGCCUGCCCGUCGGGUGUGCAACUCCUGUCGCCUGCCCGUCGGGUGUGCAACUCCUGUCGCCUGCCCGUCGGGUGUGCAACGCCUGUCGCCUGCCCGUCGGGUGUGCAACUCCUGUCGCCUGCCCGUCGGGUGUGCAACUCCUGCCGCCUGCCCGUCGCGUGUGCAACUCCUGCCGCCUGCCCGUCGCGUGUGCAACUCCUGCCGCCUGCCCGUCGGGUGUGCAACUCCUGCCGCCUGCCCGUCGGGUGUGCAACUCCUGCCGCCUGCCCGUCGGGUGUGCAACUCCUGCCGCCUGCCCGUCGGGUGUGCAACUCCUGCCGCCUGCCCGUCGGGUGUGCAACUCCUGCCGCCUGCCCGUCGGGUGUGCAACUCCUGCCGCCUGCCCGUCGGGUGUGCAACUCCUGCCGCCUGCCCGUCGGUUGUGCAACUCCUGCCGCCUGCCCGUCGGGUGUGCAACUCCUGCCGCCUGCCCGUCGGGUGUGCAACUCCUGCCGCCUGCCCGUCGGGUGUGCAACUCCUGCCGCCUGCCCGUCGGGUGUGCAACUCCUGCCGCCUGCCCGUCGGGUGUGCAACUCCUGCCGCCUGCCCGUCGGGUGUGCAACUCCUGCCGCCUGCCCGUCGGGUGUGCAACUCCUGCCGCCUGCCCGUCGGGUGCGCAACUCCUGCCGCCUGCCCGUCGGGUGCGCAACUCCUGCUACCUCCACCAGGGCGCAUCUCCUGCCGCGUUUCUGUCUAUCGGGUCUGCCACUCCUGCCGUCUAUCGGGUGCGUAACUCCUGCGGUCUACCCGUUGGGUGCAAUUCCUUCCGCCUGCCCGUCAGGUGUGCAUCUCCUGCCGCCUGCCCUUCGGGUGCGACUCCUGCCGCCUAUCAGUCGGGUACAGCUUCUGCCGCUAGACAGUCAGGUGUGCAACUCCUCCCGCCUGCCCGUCAGGUGUGCAACUCCUCCCGCCUGCCCGUCAGGUGUGCUACUGCCGCUAGACAAUCGGGUGCGACUCCUGCCGCCUGCCCUUCGGGUGCGACUCCUGCCGCCUGUCCUUCGGGUGCGACUCCUGCCGCCUGCCAGUCGGGAGCGACUCCUGUCGCCUGCCAGUCGGGAGCGACUCCUGUCGCCUGCCUGUCGGGAGCGACUCCUGUCGCCUGCCAGUCGGGUACAACUCCUGCCACCUGCCAGUCGGUUGCAACUCCUGCCGCCUGCCCUUCGGUUACGACUCCUGCCGCCUGCCAGUCGGGAGCGACUCCUGUCGCCUGCCUGUCGGGAGCGACUCCUGUCGCCUGCCUGUCGGGUACAACUCCUGCCACCUGCCAGUCGGUUGCAACUCCUGACGCCUGCCCUUCGGGUGCGACUCCUGCCGCCUGCCAGUCGGUUGCAACUCCUGACGCCUGCCCUUCGGGUACGACUCCUGCCGCCUGCCAGUCGGUUGCAACUCCUGACGCCUGCCCUUCGGGUACGGCUCCUGCCGCCUGCCAGUCGGUUGCAACUCCUGACGCCUGCCCUUCGAGUGCGACUCCUGCCGCCUGCCAGUCGGUUGCAACUCUUGUCGCCUACCAGUCGAGUGCAACUCCUGACGCCUGCCCUUCGGGUACGACUCCUGCCGCCUGCCAGUCGGUUGCAACUCCUGACGCCUGCCCUUCGGGUACGACUCCUGCCGCCUGCCAGUCGGUUGCAACUCCUGACGCCUGCCCUUCGGGUGCGACUCCUGCCGCCUGCCAGUCGGUUGCAACUCCUGACGCCUGCCCUUCGGGUACGGCUCCUGCCGCCUGCCAGUCGGUUGCAACUCCUGACGCCUGCCCUUCGGGUGCGACUCCUGCCGCCUGCCAGUCGGUUGCAACUCCUGACGCCUGCCCUUCGGGUACGGCUCCUGCCGCCUGCCAGUCGGUUGCAACUCCUGACGCCUGCCCUUCGGGUGCGACUCCUGCCGCCUGCCAGUCGGUUGCAACUCUUGUCGCCUACCAGUCGAGUGCAACUCCUGCCGCCUGCCCUUCAGGUGCGACUCCUGCCGCCUGGGUGAUAUUCUUAGCGCACAAGCAUGAAGCCCAACAGAACCAGAAUUUUUCCUUCAGUAUAUUACACGAGCCUUAG